UUUUUGGUCAGAAACCAAACAAAUUGAACUCCACCCGAUAAACACCUACUCCCACUUUCCUUCACUCCUCGCCUUUUUCUUCAUCCAUAAAAAAAAAAAAUUCUGAAGGAAAAGACCCUAUUCGCUGAUCUUUGAUUGAGUAGAAUGGCAGAGCAUGAUCUAACGUCACGUCUCCUCUCUCCUCGAUCGUCCGAUCAACCCCACACUGUCCUCACCGUCCACGACGGUGAAGACUCUGAACCCUCCGAUCGACCGCCAUCUAAUCAACAAUACUCCAUCCAAACCCGCAUUCCUUAUCACAAUCAUAAUCACAACGGAAUCAACAACGAGAACGGCCACGUCAGCUGUCAGAAUCCGUACGAGUUUCUCGGGUCGGUCGGGUUCUCGGUUCCGGCACCGAGCACCGUUGAUCCGUUUCGAAACGGGACGCCGUUUAUUUCCGGGGUUUACGAAAUGAUAAAGAUUGUCCUGUGUUUGCCAAUUGCUUUAGCGAGAUUGGUACUGUUUGGGGCGUGUUUGGCAGUUGGUUAUAUCGCGACCAGGAUAGCGUUAGAAGGGUGGAAGGAUAAGCAAUACCCAAUGCCCAAAUGGAGGUCUAGAAUCAUGUGGGUCACUAGGGUUUGUGCUCGCUUUAUUCUUUUCUCUUUUGGCUAUCAGUGGAUUAGAAGAAAAGGAAAACCAGCUCCAAGAGAGAUUGCUCCAAUUGUUGUAUCUAAUCAUGUAUCAUAUAUUGAACCCAUUUUUUAUUUCUAUGAAUUAUUUCCGACAAUCGUUGCAUCAGAGUCCCAUGAUUCCAUGCCCUUUGUUGGAACUAUUAUCAGGGCAAUGCAGGUGAUAUAUGUUAAUAGAUUCUCACCAGCAUCAAGAAAGAAUGCUGUAAAUGAAAUAAAGAGAAGGGCUUCAUGCGAUAAAUUUCCUAGAGUGCUACUAUUUCCUGAGGGAACCACGACUAAUGGGAAGGUCCUUAUUUCAUUUCAACUUGGUGCAUUCAUCCCUGGUCACCCAAUUCAACCUAUAAUUGUUCGUUAUCCUCAUUUACACUUUGAUCAAUCUUGGGGGCUUGUAUCUUUGGCUAAGCUCAUGUUUAGAAUGUUUACUCAGUUUCAUAAUUUUAUGGAGGUAGAAUAUCUCCCUAUCAUUAUGCCCCCUGAUCAUCAAAAACAAAAUGCAGUCCACUUUGCUGAGCGGACUGGUCAAGCUAUGGCAAGUGCUCUCAAUGUUGUACAAACAUCUCAUUCCUAUGGCGAUUUAAUGCUUCUCAUGAAAGCUGCUCAACUACAAAAGGAAAAGCCCUGGAGUUAUAUGGUUGAAAUGGCCAGGAAUGAAUCGGUCAGUCAGGCAUUGAAACUCUCCACAUUUGAAACUUACCUUCUAUACCAUAUAAGCAGCUUGGAGGCUGUGGACUUUCUGGAUAAGUUUCUUUCUAUGAAUCCUGAUAACAGUGGUUGUGUUAAGCGUCAUGAUUUUUUGAGGGUUUUACAGCUAAAGAAGGCGUGUACACUUUCUGAAGAGAUUUUUGGGUUCCUUGAUGUGGAGAAGAAUGGAUCAAUUACAUUUAAGCAGUUCUUAUUUGGAUCAGCUCAUGUAAUGAAGCAACCACCAUUCAGGCAAGCCUGUGAACUAGCCUUUGCUGAAUGUGAUGUGGGGGGAGAUAACUACUGUUCGAAGGAAGAAUUGGCAGACAUUCUUAGACAGGCAAUUCCAGAUCUGAAUGAAGAUGAGGUCGAUGGGUUGUUCACUCUUUUUGAUGCGGACAAUGAUGGGAGAAUCAGCGUAGAUGAUUUCCUUUGCUGCCUGAGAAAGAAUCCUUUGCUGAUAGCGCUGUUCUCACCCAGAUUGCUGCAUAGAGACUUUGUAAAAAUCUAAUGAUUGAAUGCUCACACGAACACGAACACGAACACGAACACUUAUCUCUUAAAUGUAUUGAUUUGUACUGAUUUCCUUCAUCCUUUUUAAUUAAUGUUUAUGAUCAUAGAUUCAUAGUUAUUAAAAAUCAAAUUAACAUAAAUGAGUCUUUUUUUCUCCAUCUUGGACCUCUCUUCCUGCGUGUCAGGCAUGCAACAAGAGUUCCAUCGUCGUUAUCAGAAAUGGAUUCCCACUUUUUGGCUUUUACAUUCGUGCUUUUAACCAGGGCUAACUCCUUUCCCUUUCUCUUUUUGAUCGAAGGGCACAAAACAAAGAAAAACGAACAUGAGUAUUAGGUAGAAAGUUAAACCACAAUGAAGUGUGAGUGUAGACAUCAAGAGUUAGAAAGAUCAGUAAACAGGAGAGUCCACUCUGGACUUGCUCUCUUUGCUUAAAUUCACACCUCUUGGCUACGAAAAGCUUCCCACUUAGAGGGCUCAAACUGAAAAGAAAUCCUGCUUUGUAUAUAGACUUUUCAAUGCAAUUGCACAUCCAAAUUAUCAUAUUUCCUUUUCACAACAAAAACAAAAGUUGAGUGGUGAGAAUUCUCUCCUAAAAUCCAGCAAGAAAAUCCCAUCUUAGAUAUCCCUUUUCCUUCUUUUUUCUAAUGCAAAGCUUUUCCUUCUGCUUUUCAGCUCACAGUUUCCCCCAUUAUUUGCAUCUCAGUUUAAAUGUCACAUCUGAUUUUGUUAUUUCGCA
This is a messenger RNA of Durio zibethinus, 2604 nucleotides long. Its product is annotated as calcineurin B subunit-like protein. NCBI's taxonomy places the organism in Eukaryota, Viridiplantae, Streptophyta, Magnoliopsida, Malvales, Malvaceae. The record is from RefSeq and is a predicted model, not a curated record. Gene Ontology annotation, molecular function: lysophosphatidylethanolamine acyltransferase activity; calcium ion binding. Gene Ontology annotation, biological process: phospholipid metabolic process.